Molecule: messenger RNA, 2565 nt
Organism: Phalacrocorax carbo (great cormorant)
Lineage: Eukaryota; Metazoa; Chordata; Aves; Suliformes; Phalacrocoracidae
Source: RefSeq, a predicted model, not a curated record
GCCGGCCGCCGGCGGGUAGUAAAGGCUCCGCCGCGCGCGCGGCGUUGCGCGAGCGGCACCGGUACCGGCACCGGCCGCAGGGUCCCCCCUCCCCUCCCCUCCCCGUCCCGCUCGCCCCCGCCAGCCCCUCCCGCUCCCGCCGCCGCCAUGGUGGCCACCGAGGGGCUGCGGGAGAUGGAGGGCAGCGCGCUGCGGCGGCUGGUGUGCCGCGACGAGGCCGGGGCCGCCGGCGGGUCCGGGUCCGGCGGCGGGGGCGCCGGUCGGUGCCUGGUGCUGGACUGCCGCCCCUUCCUGGCCCACAGCGCCGGCCACAUCCGCGGGGCGCUCAACGUCCGCUGCAACACGAUCGUGCGGCGGCGGGCCAAGGGCUCCGUCAGCCUGGAGCAGAUCCUGCCGGCGGAGGGCGAGGUGCGGGCCCGGCUGCGGGCGGGGCUCUACGCCGCCGUCGUGGUGUACGACGAGCGCAGCCCGCGCGCGGAGGCCCUGCGCGAGGACAGCACCGUGGCGCUGGUGGUGCGCGCGCUCCGCCGCGACACGGCGCGCGCCGACAUCCGCCUCCUCGCAGGGGGUUAUGAGCGCUUCUCCUCAGAGUACCCUGAAUUCUGUGCAAAAACCAAGUCCCUGAGCAGUGUGUCACCCCCCACCAGCGCUGAGCCCCUGGAUUUGGGCUGCAGUUCCUGUGGGACCCCCCUUCAUGACCAGGGUGGCCCUGUGGAAAUCCUUCCCUUCCUCUACCUUGGCAGUGCCUACCAUGCCGCCCGGCGGGACAUGCUUGAUGCACUGGGCAUCACAGCCCUGUUGAACGUCUCCUCAGACUGCCCCAACCACUUUGAGGGGCACUACCAGUACAAGUGUAUCCCUGUGGAGGAUAAUCACAAAGCCGACAUCAGCUCCUGGUUCAUGGAGGCAAUUGAGUACAUUGACUCGGUGAAGGAGUGUUGUGGCCGGGUGCUAGUCCACUGCCAGGCUGGUAUCUCCCGCUCUGCUACCAUCUGCUUGGCUUACCUGAUGAUGAAGAAGCGUGUCAAGCUGGAGGAGGCCUUUGAGUUCGUCAAGCAGCGCCGGAGCAUAAUCUCCCCUAACUUCAGCUUCAUGGGGCAGCUGCUGCAGUUUGAGUCACAGGUGUUGGCCACCUCAUGUGCAGUGGAAGCUGUCAGCCCCUCAGGGACACUGCGGGAGCGGGGCAAGGCCACCUCCACCCCCACCUCCCAGUUUGUCUUCAGCUUCCCAGUCUCUGUCGGGGUCCACGCCACCCCCAGCAGCCUCCCAUACCUGCACAGCCCCAUCACCAUGUCACCCAGCUGUUAGCUCAUGGGCUGAGGCCAGCCAAGCAGGUAGUGCCAGGUGUGGAGGGGGCAGGUGGGCAUGAAGCCCCAUGAUGUUAAGCAAUAGUGCCGGACACUGCCAUUCACCCUGGACUCAAUGUCUUUUUCGUAGAGAAAUUUCUUACCUCAUCUUGGGUUUUUUUGCUUCCUAUGUUUUGAAAGCACGAAAGUUGUAAAAGCCACAAACCCUGACAUUGUCCAGGCUCUCUGGGGAAGGAAAAAAAAUGGUAUACUGGGUUUCCUCAAGUGCCUGGUCUUCAUCUCUUUCCAUCCCUAUUUUAUUGUCUUUUUUUCUAAAAAAAAAAAAAAGACCCAACAUGUCCUCUUCUCCCCGUAUUUCUGGCCCUAGCUCAUCUGGGUUGAAAAGGGAGCAUGCCCUCUUUUUAUUGUGCAGCAGUCUUCCCCUCCCUUGCACAGAGGCAUGGGUGCGUGUGGUGGGUGCUGCUUACCUGAGCCAGUUACACUGGGUGACAAGCAGAGCUGCAGGCAGGGCCCUGGGGCAAGCAGGAAGGGUGGCACAGGGCUGCCUGCAGUCAGCCUCACCCCUGCCAGUGCCUGGGGAGGCGAUGCAGGAGCUGGCAGGCUCCUGCUGAGGCACCAGCUGAGCCCAUUCCUCUGGGGCAGAGCAAUCUCUCUGGGAGGCAGUUUGGAGGGGGAAGAUGCAGUCCUAAAUGCCUCUUUUUCUUGCCUCUGUGGAUCUCUGGUUCCUGUGAAACUUAGGUCCAAGCUCCUCUGGCUUAAAGAAGAGGAAGGGUUAGGGGCAGCAGUCUGCGCUGCUUUUGAUUUCGCUGUUUAGUUUCCUCUGCACCCAUCCCACUGCUGCUCUUCCAGAAGGAGCAGUAUGGGGGCAUGGUUGGGCUGUAACAGAAGAGAGAAGCAGCCACGUGGAGGAGAGAGGCUGGCCCAGAGGUGUCAUCCCUCCAGCAUUUUCAAGCUUCUUCCACCUCAUGACCAACCCUUCUCCACCUGAGCUGGGUCUCUUACCUGUACAACACUGCUACAGGUUUUGGUCUGAGCCUAGAAAAUGCCUCAUCUUCAACCCACCUGGAGCAUUAUUUCCCUCCCUAUGUCUCUCCUUCCCCCCACUCCAACCCAACACACAAGAUGCCUAUGUGGCUGAUGUACAUAUGUAUGGUUUUGUUUGUUGUUUUUUUUUUUUUUUUUAGAAAUUAACUUUUUAUUUAUUGCCUGAGGGAGAAAAAUUGUUUGGAGAAAAUAAAAAUAAAACUUUUCAACAGUU